This is a messenger RNA of Ictalurus furcatus (blue catfish), 2240 nucleotides long. It is a transcript of the gene tia1l, whose product is annotated as cytotoxic granule-associated RNA binding protein 1, like. Gene Ontology annotation, cellular component: cytoplasmic stress granule; cytosol. The coding region runs from base 297 to 1334 and encodes 345 amino acids. The transcript has 11 exons. NCBI's taxonomy places the organism in Eukaryota, Metazoa, Chordata, Actinopteri, Siluriformes, Ictaluridae. Gene Ontology annotation, biological process: cytoplasmic stress granule assembly; nuclear-transcribed mRNA catabolic process, nonsense-mediated decay; regulation of mRNA stability. The record is from RefSeq and is a predicted model, not a curated record. Gene Ontology annotation, molecular function: mRNA binding.
AGGCUUUUGUUUGUUUAUUUAUUUGUUUGUUUUAAACCCAGGUUUUAUCUGACUCUACGCUGUCUUCCAAUCCGGUAGGUGGCGACAGAGCGGGAUUCACGCCCCCGAAAUCUCGCGAGAUCGAAUAUUGCAACGUCAUUACGAUGUUUCUGGAGUAACGUUAGAGGAAGUUAUUCCAGUAAUUUCUCUUUAGCGGAAAACAAAAGUUUGCGGAUUUAAGUCGUUGAACUCAGCUCUAGCCUUUACAAUAUACCUUUAGAAAAAUUUAACCGGAGGUUUAGAACCUUUUGAACAGCAUGAUGUCGGAUGAUGACCAGCCCAAGACGUUGUACGUCGGAAACCUCUCCAGGGACGUGACGGAGGCUCUCAUCAUGCAGGUGUUCACCCAGAUCGGACCCUGCAAGAGCUGCAAAAUGAUCCUCGAUACGGCAGGAAACGACCCGUACUGCUUCGUGGAGUUCUUCGAGCACAUGCACGCUGCUGCUGCCCUGGCCGCCAUGAACGGACGGAAAAUAUUAGGAAAGGACAUGAAAGUGAACUGGGCCUCCAUGCCGAGCAGCCAGAAGAAAGACACAAGCAAUCACUUCCAUGUCUUUGUCGGCGACCUGAGCCCAGAAAUCUCCACAGAGGACGUCAGAGCCGCCUUCGCUCCGUUCGGAAAAAUAUCCGAUGCUCGUGUGGUGAAAGAUCUGGCUACUGGGAAGUCCAAAGGCUAUGGAUUUAUCUCCUUCAUUAACAAAUGGGAUGCGGAGAACGCCAUCCAGCAGAUGAACGGCCAGUGGCUGGGAGGCCGGCAGAUCAGAACCAACUGGGCCACCAGGAAGCCUCCUGCGCCCAAAUCCAACCUCGAGAGUCAGUCCGGUACAGGCAACACCAAACACCUGUCCUACGAGGAGGUGCUGAACCAGUCGAGCCCCAGUAACUGCACCGUGUACUGCGGAGGGGUGACCUCCGGCCUGUCGGAUCAGCUGAUGAGGCAGACUUUCUCUCCGUUCGGGCAGAUCAUGGAGAUCAGGGUCUUCCCGGAUAAAGGGUACUCGUUCGUGAGGUUCGAUUCUCACGAGAGCGCGGCCCACGCCAUAGUGUCUGUGAAUGGGACGUGCAUCGAGGGCCACACGGUGAAGUGCUACUGGGGUAAAGAGACCGCAGACAUGAGGGCCAUGCAGCAGAUGGCCAUGCCCCAGAGUAACCCGGCCUACGCAGCUCAGCCGUACGGACAGUGGGGUCAGUCUUACGGUAACGGGCAGCAGAUGGGUCAGUACGUCCCUAACGGCUGGCAGAUGCCGACGUACGGCGUGUACGGUCAGGCCUGGAACCAGCAGGGCUACAAGUAAGUACACCAGCACGGCGUCCGCCACCUCCUCCUCUUCCUCUUCCUCCUCCUCCACACGUACCCCGAUCCAGGAGGGCAGAACAACGUCAGCGGGACGGACCCAUUCCAUCACGAACGGGGGGGUGGCAACGGACUCCAACCCGAUGUACAGCAUAUUCGGAUCAUUAGCCCACCCUCUCCACCUGGUUUUUGUUUGGUUUUUUUUUUUCUUUCUUAGGGUUUUCUCCCUUCAUCUUGUAGUUUGGACUGAUUAAAAUAGUGUCAGUCUUUUUAAAAGCGUCGUCUUUUUUUUUUUUUGGGUUCGUUUGCCUUUUUGUAAUGAUUAAUCUCCCCACCCUGUAGUUUGAUCCCCAGGUUUCAGUAGUUUCAGGGUUUAUUAUUAUUAUUUUUUUUCUCCAAUCAUUAAAAGAAGUCAAAGUGUUCAGAAACGUUACCCCUGUGUACCAUUUUGUGAACUUUUUCCCUCUGAGAUAUAGUUUUGUGGUUUUUUUUUUUUUUUUUUUGUUCGUAUGGACACACUGCAGCGCAACAUGAUUGUUGAUUUGAUUUUUCUUUUAUUCACAGUCUGGUAGUUUUGUAAAAAAAAACAAAAAAAAACAUAGUUAUAUAAAUAAAAUAAAAUGGAGGCGGUUUCCUCAGUGGCCUUGACAUGCACCUGAAGUUCCCACAACUUCUCGUGAAAUAACAUUGUUCUUAAUUUCUCCAGCUUUUAACAAAAUUCAUUAUUACACUUUUCCGCAAAACUUUUUUUUUUUUUUCCUUCUUCAAUUUAAUUUUCCUUUCUGCGAUUAACUUUUAUUAAAGAUGCCAUGUGGUUAAUGUUUCAUUAUAAUGUACAAUGCUUAUGUUAAGCUCUGAUGUUUAAACGUCCUUGUCUUGCUCUUUUUAUAUAUAUAUAUAUAUAUAU